This is a messenger RNA of Physella acuta, 4844 nucleotides long. Its product is annotated as mitogen-activated protein kinase 14. Gene Ontology annotation, biological process: protein phosphorylation. The record is from RefSeq and is a predicted model, not a curated record. Gene Ontology annotation, molecular function: MAP kinase activity; ATP binding. NCBI's taxonomy places the organism in Eukaryota, Metazoa, Mollusca, Gastropoda, Physidae.
UUGCUGAAGGUGAAUGACUGCUCCAGUGCUUCAGAUGAUGUAGAGACCAAAACAAGAGUAGCAGUUAAAAAACUGGCUAGACCAUUCCAAUCUGAGAUAUUUGCCAAGCGGGCUUACAGAGAAAUCAGGAUGCUCAGGCACUUUGAUCAUGAAAAUUUGAUCAACCUCCUGGAUAUAUUUACACCAAACAAAAGUUUUGCAGACUUUUCUGAUGUAUAUCUUGUAACCCCAUUGAUGGACACUGACCUUCAUGACAUACUCAAGUGUCAAAGUCUACAAGAUGAGCAUAUCAAAUUUCUUCUCUACCAAAUUCUUAGGGGUCUUAAGUACAUUCACUCAGCUGGAAUCAUUCACAGGGAUUUAAAGCCAAACAACAUUGGAGUUAACCAGAAUGUUGAGCUAAAGAUUCUGGACUUUGGACUGGCUCGGUCAAAUGCCGAAGAGAUGACAGGAUAUGUUGUGUGUAGGUGGUACAGAGCACCUGAGAUUAUACUUAACUGGAUGCACUACAAUGAGAGAGUUGACAUAUGGUCUGUUGGAUGCAUCCUUGGGGAAAUGAUUACAAGAAAACCUCUUUUUAAGGGAAUGGAUCAUAUUGAUCAACUUAAUAAAAUUUUAGGACUUGUUGGAAAACCUUCUGAAGAGUUUAUUUCAAAAAUUGCCAGCAAGGACGCUCAGGGUUAUAUCAGGUCGUUGCCAAAGCUCAAGAAGAAAAAUUAUCAAAACUUUUUUGCUGGUGCCAAUUUACAAGCUAUUGAUCUGUUGGAAAAGAUGCUUGACCUUGACCCUGACACUAGAAUCUCAGUGGACGCAGCCCUCCAGCACCCUUACAUAAGGCAGUACCAUGACCCAGAGGAUGAACCAACUGCUCAACCUUUUGACAGCUCUUUUGAAAAUAAAGGCCUCAAUACUGAGGGAUGGAGACAACUUGUAUACCAAGAGUUGACAGGCUUCACGCCCCCUACAAAAUCACAGGAUGCUGGGGAAUAAAAGAUUACAAGCUCUCUCGUCUGUAUUUGUGACAAGCCAUUCUCGGUUCUGAUUUCUUCCAAAUAAGCCCUUCAUAUCUACAGUUACUAAAAUAUAUUUUACGGCUGUGAUUUUUUGCUCACAAAUUUAACUGCUUUUAUGCUCAUUAACCUUGUUCCUUGAUAAUUCAUUCUGAAAAAAAAAGAAGGCAUAAUAUUUUUAGUACAUUUACACAAAAAGAUCAUAAUACUUUUAAAGCUAAAAAUGAUUGUUUUCAAGUUGUGUGAUCUAAACACAUGUUCAUGAUUAAAAAAAAAAUUCUGUCCAUUUGUUUUUAAAAGUUUUAUAUCAAAGAUCUGUUUGUAGCUUUUUAAUAUAUUUUGAAGAAGCUUCAGUAGAAUCUGAUUGUUGAAAAUCAGCUUAACCCAACUCAUCAAUUGAGUUCUCUUAUGUACUAUUGAUUUUUCCUAUACAAACAUUGACACCUGGUUGUAAAUAUUUUUAAUACAUAUUUAUGACAACACUUUGCAUUUGUAGUACAAAUUCUUAUGAUUCAUUCAAGCAGACUUUUAUUUUUUUUUAAAUUGCCUUUAAAACAGCAUCUAAAAUAAUACAGUAGCUUAAAAUGUUCUGUUGGUAGUUGUGUCACCUAGUUAGAUUUUUUUUACAUACGGAUAAUUUGUUGUUAAUUUUCUUUAACUAUAGUAAUCUCUGAAAACUUUGUUAAUCAUUUUUGUUUAUGUAUGUAUGAACUACCUUUGAAUUAACUACUUAGGUAAAGUUUAGAUCAUUCUUUUUAAGUUCUAAUGAUAAUGUUUGAAACAAAAAAUUGUAUGAAUUUAAAAUUAUGUAGUGUACAAGAUGUACCGUGAGUUUGUGCCUUGGGUUGUGAAUAGCUAGGUAUUCCUAAAAUUAUUGCUGAAAUUGUUCAUAGCUAGAUUCUAAAUCCUAGUUUGAUGAUAAUGGACAUUUCAUGAAAUGUGCUACAUGCUGUUGACUGAGAUGUUGCCUGUAGGCUGUUCAGACGGUGCUCCUUUACUACCGCCUUGUGCACCUCUGGGUGGGUGCUAAGUGAAGAAUUCUUUUCACUUUAAGCUUACAAUUUUUUUUAAAAACUGUAAUGCUUAAGAAACUUUUAGUACUAUAUGAUUGUAUACUUUCAGGAUAAAAUGUUUUAGAUGAGAAUUAAGCUAUGAUGUGUGAUCACCCAUAAAUGAUGUCACAAUUCUGUCAUGACCCCUAACUUGGUACUGUAGUCAGAUAAUUUAAUAGCCUUUUUCUGUCACUGUACAGUUGUAAAUUUUGUUAAUUCAUUGUUACUUAUCAUGCAUUUUUAACUGCUGUGUUUUAUGUUGUUUUUGGUGAAACUGCUAACAUAUUUAGCAUGUUUGAGAAUAGAUAAGUGGGGAAUGAUUUAAUAAAUAUACUACAGAUCAACACAAAUUUCUAGUCGCCAGAUAAUGUAAGCAAGUAUUUUUUUAUCACAGUAGGCCUACAUUUUGACUUUAGAGUCAAACACUUUGUACAUUUUUAUGAAGUUUUAGUUAUUUAGUUGAGCCUCUAUUUAGAUAAGGCAUGUUGUAGACAAUUCCAGGAACUCUUCUCUGAGUUGGUUCUUGUUCAGGAUGAUCUGUCCAGUAGUUUUUCUUAGUGAUUCAAUAAAUGACGAAAUAGUUUUAGAAACAUACAAUUAUUUUUACCUUAAAGGCAUUUAAGUUGCUUAAGUGUAAACAAUUUGUAAUUACACUUAACCUUUUUAACAAUUUUGAGCCGUGGCUUAUGCAGGACUUAGUUAUGGGGAUGUUCCAUAAUUUUGGUAUGUGUAUAUGUAUGUUAUAUAUAUACAAAUUUUGGUUUUAUGAUAUCAAUAUUUUGAAAAAGCAUAAAGCGACAUGACCAACCAAUAGCUGAAACUUCACCUGAAACUGCAGUUAUUUGUGUGGUCCAUGGUUUUUUUUAAGAGCUCCUGCCCAUUUUACUGAUAUAAAAGAUGUUCUUGCCUGUUGUUUAGAAUUAUAAUAUUACUAUUAUGUCUUUGAUUUUAUAAAUUUUGAAGUCAUAUUCAUUAAAUGAAAGUGUUAGGUGUAUCUUUUAAGGUUAAAAAUUCUUUAGUGCCAUCUUUUUAUUUACAUUAAUUCUACUUCCGUCACCAGUCUUGAAGCAAAAUAUAACUCUGACUUACCAGAACAAAAUGGGCUUUGUGGAACAGCUAUUUUAGACACAAAAUGUGGGGGUGGGGAGCUUUGUAUUAUUGAUUUUGGAAAUUAAUUUAGGUUUGGUAUAAAGAUGCCAGAUUUUUAUCAAUGUAUGAAAUGUUUUAUGGCAUUUAAAAAGCUGAAAAAACUACCUUUAGGUGCCGAAUGAGUCUUAAGAGAGUCACAAAUAAUCUUGACUGAGUCUCGAUUGUUAUCUUUGGGUUUCUGUUUUGAUCAUUCUACUUAUGUAACAUCGCCUUAAAAUCUAUUUCUAGAGUGAUAACAAUAAUCUACUUAAUAUUGGGAUCUAUUUUUCUACUUUUACAGCACAUUUCACAAGUUUUACUUUUUAUUACAUAUCUUUUCUCAAUUUUUUCUUUACUGGUGAAUUUAUUGUUUCAUACAUUUUUUAUUUUAUACAAAUUUCAUGUUUUUAAUUUUGUAUUUAAUGAGCAAUAGAGAAGUCCAUUCUUAAAGUAUACAAGUCAGUGUUUUAUGAAACAGUAGUAGCUGUAUUAAUGAGUAUGCAAGCCUUUAGGUUAGUCAAAUUUAUAUUUUUACAGUAUUUCUAUCACGAUCAACACAGAAUUUAUGUUUUGUGACUUUUGGCACUAGAAUUAUUGUAAUUUCUGUGAACAUUAAAUAAAGCAAGUAUGCAAUACAUUUGUAAUACAUUUUGUCUUAAGUUUUUAAUAAGUACAAACAUUUUGAUGCAUUUGGCAUUUGCAAAUUUUAAUGUUAUGGACUACUUAGGAAAAAAGAAAUUUUUUAUACAGCAGAUUUUGUGUUUGUUUUUCAGCCUGAAUCAGUGUUUUCAAACCGGGAUGCUUGGAUACCUAAGUAGGUGCAUACAGAUGCUGGGGGGGGGGGGGGGAGAUAGUUUAACAGAAAUGUAUCAUUUAGGUUAACAAAAAUGUAUUUAAAAAUAAAUACUUAUAUUCAUUACAUUAGUUUUAUCACCAAAGUAAUAUUUUUUUUUAUCUAAUGCAAAAUGAUUUUUGCAAUGUUUCAUAUUGCCUUUACCUAUCCCAUAGUGGGAUCUUGUUUUAACCUUUUAUCGUGCAACUAAAAAUUAUUUGUUCUUUAGAAGUAUAGACCAUUCGCUCAUACAAAUACACAUAACUAAACAAAUAGGUAAAAUAUGUUUUAUGGGGGAAAGGCCGAAGGGAGGAGCCAAUAUAUUUUUUUAGGAAGGUGUGAUCACAAAAGUUUGGAAACCACUAGCCUAAAUAGGGCUUUUUUUAAAUUUGCAUUUAAAAUGAAACUAAGGUAUCAACAACUUCAUAUUUUGUAUGUGCUUAGCCAUACAGGCUUAUAAUGUACAGUGUAUAUAUUUGUGCAUAAGAAUGUAAACAUUGGAGCUAAUAAUAAAAAGUUGUAUGUUCUACUGUUACUUAACUUUUGUGAAGUAAAAUCAAUAUCUGUGUAAAUAUGAUCUCUAAAAAUUGUAAAGCUAAAGCAUUACAAUGAAAAAUUAUUUGUUACAGAAUAUUUUGCCAGUGAAGUUUUUUUUACUAAUCAAAACUUUUUUUUUAAAUAAGUGCUGUAGCUAAUGUAAACAACCAAAAGUUAUUUUCUGCUGUACCGGUGUGGGAGUAACAUGAAAGAUUUAUUACCAUGACAGUUAGGCUAGGGUGUAAAUGUUCAUUAACUGCUGUUCAGUGACAAUAAAAUAAACUA